GAGAAACACACCAAGGGUGAGCGGUAGAGAAAGGGAGAGAGAGAAGGCUUAAGAGGAGGCAUAAAAAUCAAAAGCAAGGAGAGUGAGGAAGAGAGACACAAGGAAAGUGUGCCUACACAAGGACUCAAGUUUUAGACAGUACUGGAUCUGUUGUUACGUCUUGGGAUUAUGAAAAUGCACAAAGGAGGAAGCUACUCUGUUCUCGACGGCUCUGAACUGGUGUGGACCUAAUCUGCGACAGUUUAGCUGUUUUGAGUUUUAGUCUGAAACUUUUUAUUAGUUCACCUGAAACUCCACAUGCCCAACAGGCUUCCAACCUGCUCAAAUGCAUCUAACUGUGGAUCGUAACUUUCUCCUGCUGGAUUCAUGAGCCAGAUGACCCACUACAACGCAGUCCACAUUAUCUACAAAGCAAAGGUGAAGAGCGUGUGCGUUUUUGUACUCCUGUAUCUUCCCCUCUCAAUGAUGGACAUCCCUGGACCCUGUAGGCACUCCAUAACCAAAGAUCACCUGCUUCAAAUAAAACAUUUGAUCAAUAACCAGCUGCGGAAUGGAUGUUCAAUAACCUACAGAUUCACAGAGAGGAAAAAUCUGAGUGCAGUGUGUUAUGUGAAGGCAGCAUUACCACGUGUGUUGGACUUGCUGAGCGCUCACUUCAAAUAUCCACGAGGCUCAGACAGUGCUCUCUCAGUCCUCUCCCUACAGAAACUUAUCCUCAACAUCUACUCACAGCACUGUGUGCCUGCUCUCAACGAGGAGCUCGAGGAGGACCCAGCAGGAUUUGAGAAACAGUUUACUGAUUCUCCUGUGCGAGCCCUGCAAAGAGCUGAAGAGGUGCUCGCUCUCUACCAACAGCUCAUCACACACACGCACACGUUUGUGGACUGGAGCUGCGAAACAGAAUACAGCAGUUAUACAGCUGUGACCAUUACAGAGCUGCCCACCAGCACAGAGGCUGCUCUAGGACUGCUGGGACAGAUUCACCAGGGCUCCUCUGAAGAGGGCUUCUACAGACUGGGCUUCAUAGUGUUAUCCAUAGUGAGUGGGGGGCUUUUCCUCAUUCUCAUGGUUUACUGCCUCAAGGACAGAAAGAAACUUCAAGCUCAUGUUCCAAGAACAACUCUGGAUUUAGACAGGGCAGAUGUCUAUCCAGAGAGUGAGGGGAUGUAUCCUCUCAGCAGCCCUUCGUCUAACGGAUCUGAUGUCUGACUUCCAACAAGAGAAGCCCAUCUGGUGAACAGUCUAUGGGUUUUCACAUCUGGUAUACAGUCAUUCUUUGCAUAUUCAUCAAGAAGACUACAUGUUAAUGGACACUGUAUAUAUGUAAAUACACAGUGCACUGUACAUGUAUUUAUGAAUAUUAUCCAAAAUAAAAGUUAAUAGUUAAAGCGUUUUAAGAAUAAUGCAAUCUUGAUGAUGUAUGAUGCUCAAAUUCAGAAUCUUAAACGGUCUCCCUUUAUGAUUACACAGACUGGAGUGCAGUUACCUAAUCUGUCUCAGAUGUUUCUAAAACAUUUUUCUUAAUAUUACAUUACAGCAUUAUAUCAAGAUGUUUGUGCAGUGUCUACAGGCUGUAUGCAUUACUUGUAGAGUGUAACAAUAGACUCAUCGUAAACAAAACUUCAUUCAGUUCAAAACACGCUAACUUUACUAGGCGAUGUUUUAAGAGAACUAUGGAGUUGUCAAUGUUUUAAGUCUAACCAUAAAGGGACAACCUGGUUUAUGGUCCAGCCACAGAAGUGUAAACAUUAGCUUCUUUUCCAACAUAAAAAUUUAAGUUACUGCACAUCUAAUAAUGCUGCUACUACAUCUUUAAAC
Colossoma macropomum (tambaqui) is the source of this 1818-nucleotide messenger RNA. RefSeq names its product colony stimulating factor 1b (macrophage) (gene csf1b). The coding region runs from base 367 to 1209 and encodes 280 amino acids. Gene Ontology annotation, cellular component: membrane. Lineage: Eukaryota; Metazoa; Chordata; Actinopteri; Characiformes; Serrasalmidae. The transcript has 8 exons. The record is from RefSeq and is a predicted model, not a curated record. Gene Ontology annotation, molecular function: cytokine activity; growth factor activity.